UCUGUAUGGAGUUCAGUCUUUCUGAGUUGUUGGUCAUAACAAAAGAGAGCAGCUAUUAGCGGUGUAUUUUCCCGAGAAGACAGACUACAUAUACUAUUUUUUUAUUUAAUUUUUACUAUUUUAUUUCUUCAACUUUGACUGAAGAAGAAGGCUGAACUCAAGCCGAUAGCUUUGCAGCUUUCGGCGCUCUUUCUACUUCUCUUUCUCUUCAAGAUUUGUACUACCUUACCUCUUGAUUCCUUUCUAUCCCUUUCUUUGUUUUAUUUCUAUGCUUAAAUUUGCAUUUAAGAUCAUUAAAAUAACAUAUCCAUGUUUAUAUUUAUGUAUUAAGUGAGAACCAAAGAGAAAGAGUUGUAUUUUUAACUCUCUAUUCACCCAAAUCUACAACAACCCUUUUGGCUCUAUUGCUAUUCUUCACCUUUCUUCUCACAAGGUAACCCUUUUUUCUGCCUUCAAUUUGCCAAUUUUUUCUCUUGGUAGAUCUUUCUUUCUUUCUCUUUUUUCCUCAUCUGGGUGGAAUUUUCUUCCGAGAUCUUUGUAUUGGUAUCUCAGUAGUAGAUCAAGAGGCUAGCUCAAUUACAUUAUGAGUCAACUUUAUAGAAGCCAAUUGAAGACACAAGCAACAGGUGGUGGAGCUUGACUAUUGCAUCUUCUAUGCUCUCUAUUUUAACAGAAAACAUGGGCUUACUCUGCAGCAGAAACCGUCGUUACAAUGCAGCGGAUGCUGAAGAGAAUGCUCAGACUGCAGAAAUUGAAAGACGCAUUGAGCUAGAAACGAAGGCUGAAAGGCAUAUUCAGAAACUUCUACUACUUGGUGCUGGGGAGUCCGGGAAGUCCACAAUUUUUAAGCAGAUUAAGCUUCUGUUCCAAACUGGCUUUGAUGAGGCGGAGCUAAAGAGUUAUAUCUCAGUCAUCCAUGCCAAUAUUUAUCAGACUAUAAAAAUUUUGUAUGAUGGGUCGAAGGAAUUGGCUCAGAACGAAACAGAUUCCUUGAAGUAUGCUAUAUCCAGUGAAAAUAAGGAUCUUGGAGAAAAGCUAUCAGAAAUCGGAAGCAGGUUGGAUUAUCCACGUUUGACAAGAGAGCUAGCACAUGAUAUAGAAACUCUAUGGAAAGAUCCUGCAAUUCAGGAAACAUUUGCUCGUGGUAAUGAACUCCAACUUCCAGACUGUGCAAACUAUUUCAUGGACAAUUUGCAAAGGUUGUCUGACACAAAUUAUGUUCCAACAAAGGAGGAUGUCCUUUAUGCAAGAGUUCGCACAACUGGUGUUGUAGAGAUUCAAUUCAGCCCUGUAGGAGAGCAUAAGAAAAGUGGUGAAGUAUAUAGACUCUUUGAUGUUGGAGGCCAGAGAAAUGAGAGAAGGAAGUGGAUCCAUCUAUUUGAAGGCGUUACAGCUGUUAUAUUUUGUGCUGCUAUCAGCGAGUAUGAUCAAACACUCUUUGAGGAUGAACAAAAGAACCGCAUGAUGGAGACUAAGGAGCUUUUUGACUGGGUUCUGAAGCAACCAUGUUUUGAGAAAACUUCCUUCAUGCUGUUUCUGAACAAGUUUGAUAUUUUUGAAAAGAAGGUUCUAAAAGUGCCACUGAAUGUAUGCGAGUGGUUCAAAGAUUACCAGCCAGUUUCGACGGGAAAACAAGAGAUUGAACAUGCCUAUGAGUAUAUCAAGAAGAAGUUCGAGGAGUUAUAUUUUCAAAGCACAACUCCUGAUCGUGUGGACCGGGUCUUCAAGAUCUACAGAACCACCGCCCUUGAUCAGAAGCUUGUGAAAAAAACUUUCAAGCUAGUAGAUGAGACAUUGAGACGCAGAAAUCUCUUCGAGGCAGGCUUAUUGUGAACAAAGAACAAUUUCUUUGAAUCGGUCGGAUUUUGGACGUUAAAAAGUUGGAUGAAACACCCCAUUUGUUGACUGCUGGUAUAUCACAUUCCGUAGGCACAAGUUCUGAAUUCCAUUUGUUUCUUACACGGAUGAAGGGGGACGAAAUUUUUUUCCACAUAAUUUCAUUGACUGCUUAUUUGUAUUAAGAAAAAACCCGCCCAGAAUUCUUUUAUCUCGUCCGUUUUGCUUCAGAGCAGGCAUCAAAACUUACAAAAGUCACUUAUAAUUUUUGUUCUAAUAUAGUUCAUUGUCUAUAAGCAUUGUUUCGUGUAUU
Molecule: messenger RNA, 2149 nt
Organism: Pistacia vera
Lineage: Eukaryota; Viridiplantae; Streptophyta; Magnoliopsida; Sapindales; Anacardiaceae
Product: guanine nucleotide-binding protein alpha-1 subunit
Exons: 14
Coding region: 655-1833 (392 amino acids)
Biological process (GO): adenylate cyclase-modulating G protein-coupled receptor signaling pathway
Cellular component (GO): heterotrimeric G-protein complex
Molecular function (GO): guanyl nucleotide binding; G protein-coupled receptor binding; GTPase activity
Source: RefSeq, a predicted model, not a curated record